AUCAUCAUAGAUGGAACUCCAAAUUCAAAGGAAGAAGAAGAAGAUAAACAAGUAAUAAAAAACCAAUUCGAUUGUUCUCUGAAACCUCCAUCAGAUGUUGCAUUGCCAUCACCACACGCUUUCUCCUCAGUUCUUCCCCCUUUCUCUCCACCACCACAGCCCUUCCUUUACUCGCACCUGUUUCUACAAACCCACCUCUCUAUUCUCCUUCUCAGCGCUUCCUCGUCCCAGACCCGACCUAUGGUUCGCCCAGCUCCCCGACCCAGCAACCACAACGGCACCCAUUACUCCACCAGAAGAGGGUGGUCCCAUAGAGCUCCCACUAUCGUCUCCUUCCAUUUUUGCUACUACAGAUGACCCUUCUCCUCUCCAGGUGGCUACUAGCGUCCUCCUCACUGGAGCCAUUGCUGUCUUCCUCUUUCGCUCUAUUCGUCGCCGAGCUAAGCGUGCUAAAGAACUGAGAUUCAGGUCAUCAGGAGCAAAGAAAACAAUGAAAGAGGAGGCGUUAGAUAGUUUGAAAGCAAUGGGAUCAGCUUCAAUUGAUGCUAAGAAGCCUCCUUCACCAGUUCAGGCAUUUUUAGGAGGAAUAUCAGCAGCAGUGAUUGCACUUAUACUCUAUAAGUUCACUACUACCAUUGAGAUAGCUCUUAGCCGCCAGACGAUGUCAGAUAAUUUCUCUGUUCGUCAAAUAACAAUAACAAUCAGGACAAUUAUAAAUGGGUUGUGCUAUCUUGCAACAUUCGUUUUUGGCAUCAAUUCUGUUGGUUUAUUCCUUUACUCUGCGCAGCUUGCCAUCAACUCUUUCAUGGAAGAUUCUACUAGUGAAGAAAUUGAAAGUAAAGGCAAUGAGCAGUCUGGUGCACUGAAUUCAACAACUGAGAGUCCUGCAGGUAGUGCUGAAUUGAACAGCAGCCAGAGAGAUCAAAAUCCAGAUAAUUCACAGUAGUAAAAAGGGGCAUCAAGAGAGUAGGUCUCUGUCCUCCUAACUCAUUUGUAUUUUGAGGGGGGAACAAGGGAAGGGCGUAAUCAAUUUUGGUCUUGCAAUAAUAAAUUAUAAUCAGGUGUAGUAAUGCUAUUAAUUUUUCAAUUUUUUUUUAAUUGUUCCAUGCACAACUUUCUAUGCAAUUAUUAACUUAGGGUUAUAAAGGAUGCAUAGUUUAUAGCAGCUGCUAUCGAUAACCUUGUACCAUAUUGUUGAUGUCCUGCUUCUGCUUUUUCAGCAGAUAUAAGCUACUGGAGGAACUUCAAAAUAAAUUACAUCAAUUUCGGUCAUUGCCAUUUUCCUGAAUUUACUACUUUGAGCUUUCGUUUGUAAGCUGUCCCUUGCAAGUUCAAAUCAUUAUUCAUGCAAUUUGAACUAAAAACUCAAAUUCAAGUCAUUGGAUUUAAAUUUUCCUGCCAUUGCAACAUAAAAAUUGUCAGCAUCUAUAUUUUCAUGAUGUAUGCUUUUCAAUUAUGAACUUAAAUAUGUUUCUUGUUUAUCAUUAGGUAAGUAAUAUUUCUUGCAAGAUGCUUCUUGUGAAAAGCUACGAAACCUUGUGCAUUCAAUGCAAGAACUGGAAAUUGAUCAUUUUGGUUUCUGCUGCAAGUUCUUUUUUACUUGCUUCUGCAUCUGAUGAAAAUGCACUCAAUUUAAUUGAUCCUAACAUGCUUGUGGUUGAUAUUAUUUGUUGUACUGCUGAAGAUUUACUAUCUUUACCAUGUGGAUUUCAUUAUGCACCAUUACACAUGCAACUGCAGUUAUUUCCUUGCCUAUCUUCCUGAACAGGUUACCACUGCUGAUUCAAAUUGAUGCAGAGGGUUCGAAUUUGUCAGCGUUAAAAUCACCCCGAUAACCAAGGAAGCUACAAGCUUAAGACGGUAGCCACUCAUGAUCAGCAACCCAACUGGCUCUAAAAACUACAUCAAAACAUACUUUUCUCUCUGUCCAACAAGUACACGUUUUAGCCAAAUGCCCUAUGUAGUGGAUUUGGUUAAACAGCAAAAUGACGACUCUGCCAAACUUGUAUUUCCCCAUUCAUAUGGACUAAGUUACUGCUAGUAAGAUUACAAUGAUUAAGCAUAUGCAUAUGAUUUGCUGCGUAGUUAUCCAUGUGAUGGUUCGGAGAAUAAGCCUUGGCAAACUUCAAAACUUAGGAUUUUUCUCCAUGUUGAGGAUGGAUUUUAGGAACUUGGAUCCAACUCAUGCCAGAGAUCCCACAUGAUUCAACCUCAUUCAAUUAUCCAUGUACAAAUAAUAGCACCAGAAAUUACAUUUCCUAAUGCCAAACUUUUCCUUCCAAAUU
Molecule: messenger RNA, 2285 nt
Organism: Hevea brasiliensis (rubber tree)
Lineage: Eukaryota; Viridiplantae; Streptophyta; Magnoliopsida; Malpighiales; Euphorbiaceae
Exons: 4
Coding region: 95-946 (283 amino acids)
Cellular component (GO): chloroplast thylakoid membrane
Source: RefSeq, a predicted model, not a curated record